AUGCUGCUGCUCUCUGCCAUGAUCACUCAACAUCAGCUUAUGAAGAUUCUGUCCGACCGGAGGAGACGCUUGCAGGAUCAGGACUCCCGCCAGCCGAACCGACCGGCGGCAGGCGACCUGGCGGUGGUGGUGGUCCAGGGUGUCGAGGUGUCCUCCUCCCCCUCCUCCCCCGAACCGAACGUGUACCUCCCGGAGCCGCUGCGCCACAGCGUCCGUGGCACGUGGGCCGUCUCCCAGAUGCUGGGGUCUCCGGACGUCGCCGCCCUCAUGUUCGUCUACCCGCGACAGCCGGACCUGCUGACGCGCUACAUCCAGGCUGCCAACCUCGACGUGCACGGGGGGGAGGGCAACGUCGAGGCCCUCGCCUGGCUAGGCCCGACCGUCGACUGGCCCCUGUUCGGACAGUGCUUCGCCGAUCAGCAUGUCGAGAGGCUCGUGGGCGCAGAAGCAGGAUUGCAAGACUACGAGAUGAUGGCCGUCAUCCGACGUCGACGAUGA
Messenger RNA from Geosmithia morbida, 498 nucleotides. RefSeq lists its product as uncharacterized. Bases 1 to 498 code for a protein of 165 amino acids. The record is from RefSeq and is a predicted model, not a curated record. NCBI's taxonomy places the organism in Eukaryota, Fungi, Ascomycota, Sordariomycetes, Hypocreales, Bionectriaceae. The transcript has 2 exons.